AUGGCCUUUCUUGGUCCACUGUUAAUGCUGUUGCCUGUCGCACGGACCUGCUCUCCCCAAAAAGCAGACUAUGUUAUGGUGUCAUGUUUCCCCAACGCCAUCAUUGCCAAUGUCCCAGAGUGUCCCUACGGCUGGGAGAUUGACCAGUUAUCCCUGGGUGGUGUCUGUUACACAGGAAUACACAGCCCGGGAUACUACCGCUUCAUCAUCCCAGACCUAACGCCGAAAAACCACUCGUACUGCGGCACACAGUCUGAGUACAUGCCCGGCAAAGACCCCAAGUACGUCUUCUAUAGCUCCAUUGUGUCCAACGACACUUUGCUCACGGUCAGAAACCAGCCGGUCAACUACACCUUCAGCUGCAUGUACCGGGCAGCCUACCUUGUAAAUAACGCAGUCUUCAGCCAAAGAGUGGCUACAGUUUUUGUCAACAACGGGAGUUUAGGCUCUUUUAGAUCACAGUUGUCUAUGAACGUGUUCACGAAUUCAAAGUUCCUGUAUGCCAAGGAUGCUCCCUAUGUGAUUGACACUUCGGAGAUCGGCUCUGAAGUUUUCAUUGGGAUCGAGGCCAAAGGACUAAGUAACAGAUUCAAAGUUGUAAUAAACAACUGCUGGGCCACUCCUACUCCUUACUCAACAGACAGGAAGAGGUGGAGUCUCAUCAUUAACAGCUGCUCCUCUGACAACACUGUGAUUAUUUUUGAGAACGCCAAAGACAGCCGCUCCAUGUUCAAGUUCAACUCUUUCCGCUUCCAGCGACUGGAGAAGGUGUCGACCGUCUGGCUUCACUGUGAGGUCCAGGUGUGUGAUGGAGAGAGGCUUGUCUGUCAGCCAAGCCCCUGCUCUGUGAGAAGUCUGUCAUCUGAGGCAGAUCCAAGUGGGGGGAUCCUUACUGCUGAGUUUCACAUUAAAGGCACCUCACUGUUCAUCCUGCUGGUGGUCCUGAUAAACGCAUGUUGUGAUUUAGUAAAUGGAUCAAGAAUGUAG
Molecule: messenger RNA, 987 nt
Organism: Xiphias gladius (swordfish)
Lineage: Eukaryota; Metazoa; Chordata; Actinopteri; Istiophoriformes; Xiphiidae
Gene: tectb
Product: tectorin beta
Exons: 9
Coding region: 1-987 (328 amino acids)
Cellular component (GO): cell surface
Source: RefSeq, a predicted model, not a curated record